Chanos chanos (milkfish) is the source of this 2440-nucleotide messenger RNA. RefSeq names its product HDGF like 2 (gene hdgfl2). Gene Ontology annotation, molecular function: histone H3K9me2/3 reader activity; histone H3K27me3 reader activity. The transcript is spliced from 16 exons. The record is from RefSeq and is a predicted model, not a curated record. Bases 121 to 2127 code for a protein of 668 amino acids. Lineage: Eukaryota; Metazoa; Chordata; Actinopteri; Gonorynchiformes; Chanidae.
ACGCCUUACCGUGUAGCUCCGUGAAAUACAUCGUUAACAGGUCUUGUGUCGGCCUGAAAACGAAUUAUCGAGAGACACAAAGAGCUUUUAAAGCGUCGGAAGAAAAGGAGAGACGAGAAAAUGCCGCAUAACUUCCAGCCCGGGGACCUGGUCUUCGCCAAAAUGAAGGGGUAUCCUCACUGGCCGGCCCGGAUCGAGGAUGUAGCUGAGGGGGCUGUGAAACCCCCACCCAAUAAGAUCCCCAUCUUCUUUUUUGGAACCCACGAGACAGCGUUCCUUGCACCGAAAGACCUUUUUGCAUAUGAGAAGUACCGUGAGCGCUACGGGAAACCGAAUAAACGGAAAGGAUUCAACGAGGGUUUAUGGGAAAUCCAGAACAAUCCGCAUGCCUCGUACAGCGCCCCUGCACCUGCCAGCUCGUCCGAAAGCGAGGACAAUAAUGCCGCGGCGGGCAGCGAGGGAGAGGAUGACGAUGACGAGGAGGCGGUGGUGCCAAGGAAAGCCGAAACGGGAAGCGACGAUUCCGAGUCAGGGAGCGAGGAUCAGGGGAGAGGGGGAAUGAAGCGAAAAGCUCCGGCUACCAAGCGUCCGGCAGUAAAGAGGGCACGGGCCUCCUCCAGUGACAGAGAGGAGAGCGGAUCUCCCUCGGAACCUGAACCGUCGCCAACGUCCGACUCCGACUCCGGGAAGAACAGCGACCAGGAUUUCACCCCACAGAAAAAGACCGGAGGACGGGGGGGCAGGAAGCCGGCAGGGAGGGGGCGAAGAAAGAAGGCAUCUUCAGACUCGGACUCGGACUCCGACUCGGGCUCUCAGUCGGAUCAGAGAAUGGCCCGCAGCGACUCGGAAGAGGACGACAAGCCCCGUCCUGCCAUCUCCGGAUCGGAAUCUCAAUCUGGAUCCAAAUCGGAUUCGGAUUCAGCACCCCCUCCAAGGAAAGCGCCCCAGGCACGGAAGAAAGAGAAACCUCCGGCAAAGGCCAGAGGGCGAAAACCCAAACCGGCGCCUGAGAGAGCAGCAUCCUCCUCCUCCUCAGGCAGCAACAGCGACAGCGAGCCGGACCGCAUCAGCGAGUGGAAGCGCCGGGACGAGGAGCGCCGGAAGGAGCUGGAGGAGCGGAGGAAGAGGGAGGAGGCGGAGGAGCUGCGCCGACUCAGAGAGAGGGAGAAAGAGGAAGAGGAGAAGAGGAAGAAAGAGAAGGAGAAAGGAGGGAGGAGGGACAGCAGCGGAAGCAGCAGCAGCUCGGACGAGGGCGUGGACGACCACCCCCUCAAAAAGUCCAAGAAACCCCCGCCGCCCCCCAUCCCCGCCCCCUCAGACUCCGACUCACCGCCGCCCGCUGAGGUGAAAAAAGCAGCCAAGCGUCCAGACAGCCAAAAGAGCAAACAGAAGAAAGAGAAGGACGGGAAAGACAGAAGGGAGAGGGAGAGGAAGGAGAAGAAAGUGCAGCGGUCAGAGGAGAGGAACAGGGCGAGGUCCAAGCCAGACAAACCUAAACGGAGACCGGAGCGUCCUCCGGAGAAGAAAGUGGAGAAGAAAAAAGAACCUUCUCCAGAGGAGAAACUGCAGAAGCUCCACACAGACAUUAAGUUUUCGUUGAAGGUUGACAACCCGGACAUCGAGCGUUGUUUACAGGCCUUGGAGGAGCUGGGCUCCGUACAGGUCACCAGUCACAUCCUGCAGAAGAACUCGGACGUCAUCACCACGCUGAAAAAGAUUCGGAGGUACAAGGCCAGCAGUGCCGUGAUGGAGAAAGCCAGCGAGGUCUACAACAAGUUAAAACUUCAGUUUGUGGGCAAAUCCGAGGGGGCGAAUAAACCAAAACCCGAAAACAAGAGCCAGGAGGACAGCGGGAAAGAGACUCAAAACACAGAAAAUUCAAAGCCUGUGAACGGGGAGUCAGACCAGAAGAAAGAAGGUUCUGAGUUGGAGAAUAACCCAAAGUCGCCUGUCAAAGAGGAGGAGGAGGAGGAGGAGGAGGAGGACCAGGAGCAGUCUGAGCAACAAAAAUCUCCGCCCACAAUCAGGACAAACCCAGAGAGCCCGGCCGAACCACAGACGCGGGUUGAUGACAUCACAGCCGACGGCGCUACCACGGAGACAGAGCCGCCGGCGGUGGAGAGCUGAGAGUCCUGUUGUUUGUGGUUCCACCCCAACUGGCACAUCUCGAAGGAAAAAAUCAUUUCACUCAUUCAUUGCUCUGUGCAGACUCGAUCCUUCUUCUGAAUUGUGUCUUUUUACACACACACACACACAUAUAUCUACACACACAAACACACACACACACACACAUGCGUGUGCACACUCUGGCCGCCUGAAAGACUUCUGCGUUCAUGUUUUUACACCUUCAUAAAUUACGUCAGCCUUUCGUGUCACGUAUGAAGAAAGAGGUGAAACGUUGUGCACUUUUGAACGAGAGUUGAAUGAAAUAAGAGGGGCG